ACACACGUGUUGUUACGAAGUCGCUGUAAGUUCCUCGAGCUUUUGAGAAUCUAAACAAGGUGUUGUAUCUAAAGAAAUAAUUCCUUUUAGAAUUUUCAAAAACCUUAAUCGCGGGCGUACAGUCCUCCGUGAAGCAUUCGCCGAGAGGAGACAUAUCUGAAAUAAACCGACGCAAUCAUGACUGAAGCCGAAGUUAAUCCUAAGGCCUACCCCCUUGCUGACGCCACACUGUCCAAAACUAUACUGGACCUCGUGCAGCAAGCGUCCAACUACAAACAGUUGAGGAAAGGGGCUAAUGAGGCCACCAAGACCCUGAACCGUGGUAUCUCCGAGUUCAUCGUGAUGGCUGCCGAUGCUGAGCCACUGGAGAUCAUUCUCCACCUGCCCCUGCUCUGCGAGGACAAAAAUGUGCCCUACGUGUUUGUGCGCUCCAAGCAGGCCCUGGGGCGUGCCUGUGGGGUGUCCCGCCCUGUUAUUGCUACCUCUGUCACCAUCAAGGAGGGCUCUCAACUGAAACCCCAGAUCCAGUCUACCCAGAUGGCAAUUGAAAGACUGCUGGUCUGAUCUCGUGCAGCUCUGCUGUUUUGUUGAUAGUCUGGGUGACUCUGUGUUGAGUUACUUUAUUUUGGGUCUUUGGUAGAUAUAUUUUGUUCAUGUGUAUUUUACUGUUGGGGCAUGCAAAGAGAAUUUCCAUGUACUGUGCAGUCUUUUAUGAUUUGGUAUAUUAAAAUGUUUCUUUUCAGAAAAUGUUCUUGCUGUAAUGACUUAUAACCAGAAGAGUUGCUGUAAGACCAUUAAAAUGCAUAUUC
Molecule: messenger RNA, 809 nt
Organism: Esox lucius (northern pike)
Lineage: Eukaryota; Metazoa; Chordata; Actinopteri; Esociformes; Esocidae
Gene: snu13b
Product: SNU13 homolog, small nuclear ribonucleoprotein b (U4/U6.U5)
Biological process (GO): maturation of SSU-rRNA; ribosome biogenesis; mRNA splicing, via spliceosome
Cellular component (GO): box C/D methylation guide snoRNP complex; small-subunit processome; nucleolus
Molecular function (GO): RNA binding
Source: RefSeq, marked provisional